Molecule: messenger RNA, 1728 nt
Organism: Cetraspora pellucida
Lineage: Eukaryota; Fungi; Glomeromycota; Glomeromycetes; Diversisporales; Gigasporaceae
Source: the annotation of a GenBank genome assembly
AUGAAACCAAAAAAAAAACUUGACCCAAAAAAACUUGACCCAAAUGUCAUUGUUCACAAGUAUCCGGGUGAUAAGAGAUUCACAAAGCGACUACCAGUUGAAAGAAAUCUUACUUCCAUUCGAACAAUUCUUGAUAUGAGGCCAAACCUGGCUUUUUACGAUUACAAAGACAAUAAAAAAAUUAAGCGCUCUUUAGAAGAUUCAAUAAACUUGAAGGAUAUAGCAUGGAAAGAAGAUAAUGAAUUUAAUAUAAUAAUCAAGAAAGAGAAUGACGAAGACUGGAAUGAACUAAUCGAGCAGUGCGCAAUUGACAUGGGAUUUACAUAUGAAAAUGAUCGCAUUAAAUUAGCAAAAUUACAAGCAUUUACGAUUGAUGUAACAACGAUUAAACCGCAAACUUCACAUCUUUUUUUGGAACAAUUAAAUAUUGAUAAAACGAAUGUUAUAUUGGAAAAUGAUUUCAUCGAAGACAUAAAUUCAGCAUUAGAUGCUAAAUAUUCACGUAAAGAAAAAAUUAAGAAACUUACAGAAAUUUCAAAAAAAUAUGGUCAUUUCUAUGCUAGCGAAGUCGUUUUUGGCGGUGCAAUCAUUAAAAACAUCAAGAAUAUUAAUGAACAAAAACAUAGCACAAAAGAACGCAAUUCAAAUAUUUCUUGUGGCUUUAAGAAUAAUCAAACUCAUUUUGAGUUGGGAUAUAAUUCUGAAAAUACUGUAUCAAAAUUAUUGAAUAUAUCUCAAAAAACAUUAACAAUCAUUGGUGGAAACGUUGCAUCUUAUGUUCAAGAUGAUAUUGAAGCCAUAAAACAAUGGAGGGAAUCGGUUAAUGAUCCUAAACAAUGGCGUAUAAUUUCAUACAACAUACGGCCAAUAUUUGAUUUACUUGAUGAUGAAAAAAAAGAAGUAUCGAAAGCAUUUGGUAAACAAAUCCUUAAAGCUAGGAUAACUACUCGUAACACAGAAUUACAACAACUAAGCACAUGCCCAAUUGUGAUAGAAGGUUUGGAUAAAGAAAUUAAAGACGUUACUUCAAAUCCACUUCAAUGUCAGAUCUUUGCAUCAAUAAUCAACCAGGAUAAUCGAGUUUAUUCUUUGCGAAUUGAAUACUUAGAUAAAAAUACACCUACAUUUGUUAUCCAUUAUAUUGGAGGAAGAAAAAACUCAAGGAAAAAACAUCAAUGUGAAAUACAAGUUGGUUGGAUUAUUAUUGGUUAUCCAGAAAAAUUUAUAUUUGAACAAAGGAAUAAUGAAAUGGAAGUUAUUAUCAAUGAAAAAAAAUGUGAUGAUAAAGAAAUGGAAAAAAUAGAAACAGAAAACAACCAUUCGUAUCGAUGCACUAUUACUCCUUCUUCCAAUAGUUGCUGUAAAUUAGGAAUUAGUGUGAUUGAAAGUCCUGAGAUCAUUAUUGAUGCUGAAUCUCUCUUACUGAAAGUGAAAUUGAAAAACUGCAAGAAAUAUGGUAUAAUUUCUAACUCCAUUGACGACUAUAAAAAAUUAAGUGCCCUUGAUAAGGAAGAUAAAAAGAUUCUUUCUUCAAUUCUUGAAGGUUGUGGCAAAAUCAAAAAUGGAUACAAAGUUGGUAAUCUGGUAUUUAUGAAUGUUGUGAAUAAAUGUGAUCAUCAUGGAUUUGUAAACAUUACCCCACAAUAUCUACUUUAUGAUUCGCUAAAUAACACAAGUAAUGAAUUUGAAGGACACAUUUCGUGCUUACCAUUAAGAUUUUAUAUUUAA